Galeopterus variegatus (Sunda flying lemur) is the source of this 806-nucleotide messenger RNA. RefSeq names its product chromosome unknown open reading frame, human C19orf70 (gene MICOS13). The record is from RefSeq and is a predicted model, not a curated record. Gene Ontology annotation, cellular component: mitochondrial crista junction; MICOS complex. The transcript is spliced from 4 exons. Gene Ontology annotation, biological process: cristae formation. The coding region runs from base 312 to 671 and encodes 119 amino acids. Lineage: Eukaryota; Metazoa; Chordata; Mammalia; Dermoptera; Cynocephalidae.
CUCAAGCCACCGGGACCAGGGUCGGCCGGACUACAUUUCCCAGGAGGCUUAGCGGCCGGGCGUUUCACACGGUGGUGCCGACUAGAUUUCCCAGACAGCUUUGCGGCUACCCGGCCCGGAAGCUUGUGUUUCCCAGAGGCCUCCGGCGGCGAGACCUGAGCCCUUCUCUGGAGUCUGAGCCACAACGAGACUACGACUCCCAGAGGCAUUUGCGGCUGACAAGAAAGACUGCAUCUCCCAGAGACCUCUGCGGCGCCGCGACCGGAAGCGGCGGGCGAGUCGAGUGUCCUUGCGCGCGGAGCCGAGCGACCAUGGUGGCCCGGGUGUGGCCGCUUAUGAGGUUCCUCAUCAAGGGCAGUGUGGCUGGGGGCGCCGUCUAUCUGGUGUACGACCAGGAGCUGCUGGGGCCCAGUGACAAGAGCCAAGCGGCCCUGCGGAAGGCCGAGGAGGUGGUCCCCUCGGCCAUGUACCAGUUCAGCCAGUACGUUAGUGAGCAGACAGGCCUGCAGAUACCCCAGCUCCCAGCCCCUCCAAAGAUGAACUUUACCAUCCGGGAGUCCUGGAAUUCAGGCAUCAUCACGGUGAUGUCAGCUCUGUCGGUGGCUCCUGCCAAGGCCCGUGAGUACUCCAGGAAGGGCUGGGAAUAUGUGAAGGAGCGGACCAAGUGGUGAGACAGCAAGGCUGCUUGCCCCAGUUGGAACAGGGACAGGGACGCCACGGACCUGAAGACUCCAGACUGGGACCCCACUCUGAGGGCAGCUCCCGGCCUUGCCGGCCCAAUAAAGGACUUUGGAAGUGUUCUCCGA